AUGGGUGUUAGUGCAAAUUUGUUCGUAAAGCAAAGAGGGUCGACAACAGCUCUGAAGCAGCCAAAGGAAAUAGGAUUCUAUUCAAGAACUAAGGAUGAAGAAUAUUUAAUUAGCGAUGAUACGAAUUUGAAUUACUACUAUCUUCCAGACGCUGAAUUGGACAGGAAGUUGGAUCUUUCAUCAGGAUUUCAGAAAUUUAAGGAUUAUUACAAAGAUUUUGAAGACAGGUGUUCCCUGCGUGGGCUAUUAGAAACCAUAGAAAGCUCUGAAAGACAUAAAGGAAAAAAAAUUAAUGCUGAUAUAAUUACUUUUAGAGGAAUAGCACGGAAAUUAAUUUCAUGUGCAUUUGACUCUCCAUCUUUUAAUACAGUUGAUCUUCGUAUCGUUUCAUUCAACGGCCAACUUUUUAUCAAGGAAGUGCCUGAAGCUGUCAAUGCAGCUAAGGCUUCCUCUGCAACUGAAGCAGGGCGUAAUAUAAAUCAAGAUCUGAAUGUAUUUACAGGGUACAAGUUUGAAACUUUGGCUACUCUUUCCAAUCCGUUGCAGUAUACACCCCGUGAAGUGAUAGAAAAAAGAACUAAAAGGAUUGUAUCGCAUGGAGAUGAAUACAUUAGUGUUGUGAGAACUGGUGUAGGUAACUGCAAGUUAAUUCUUGGUGCUGAGGUGGAUUGUAUAUUUGACUUUAAAGAAAACGGUAGAGACAAUUUAAAACAUUAUGCCGAAUUGAAAUGUACGCAGCAAGUUGCGAACAUAUCGGAUACGCAUAAGUUUGAGCGUAAACUGUUCCGGACCUGGCUGCAAUGCUUCUUAGUUGGGAUCCCAAGGAUCAUAUAUGGUUUUAAAGACGACCAUUAUGUAUUAAAAACUGUGGAAGAGUUUUCAACGGAGGAAGUACCUGUUUUAUUAAAGAACAAUAAUCCACAAGUUGGAAGUGCAUGUUUAGAAGCCAUUAAAUGGUAUGGUCUCCUUACUGAGUGGCUUUUGAAAAUGAUACCAAGAGAUGAGGAUCCUCAUUCUCAAAUAAGAGCAUUUAAGUUGGUUUUCGAAAAUAAUCACCUAAGAUUAUCCGAAAUUGAAGAAAGUGAUGAGGAAUAUUCAGGUUUGAUUGAUGGAGAACAUAUAUUAUCGAACGGGUUUAAGGAGUGGAGAAAAUCUUUGAAAUAA
This is a messenger RNA of Saccharomyces cerevisiae S288C, 1164 nucleotides long. RefSeq names its product decapping nuclease (gene RAI1). Gene Ontology annotation, molecular function: RNA NAD+-cap (NAD+-forming) hydrolase activity. The record is from RefSeq and is marked reviewed. The coding region runs from base 1 to 1164 and encodes 387 amino acids. Lineage: Eukaryota; Fungi; Ascomycota; Saccharomycetes; Saccharomycetales; Saccharomycetaceae. The transcript has a single exon. Gene Ontology annotation, cellular component: nucleus.